This is a messenger RNA of Camellia sinensis, 1109 nucleotides long. Lineage: Eukaryota; Viridiplantae; Streptophyta; Magnoliopsida; Ericales; Theaceae. The record is from RefSeq and is a predicted model, not a curated record.
UCCUCCACUGUGGUCAGUUGACUCUCUCUCUCUCUCUCUCUCUCUCUCAUCUUUUUUUUUUAUCUUUUCAUCGAUGCAGUAGAGUCGUGGUGUCACUACCUCUAUUGCCGAUCGCCACUGAUCCGCCGCUGUCACUAUCAUUUGAGCGAUCUACUUUUUUCUUUCCUCUCUCUCUCUCUCUCUUUACUUUUGAACAUCUAGAAGAGAAUUAAACAGAUCAGGAAGAGGAUCGCAACUUUUUUCUCUCUUCAAAUCCACUCCUACUGUUGUUAAUCCAUUGUAAUUCCAUAGCGGCGCCACCACCACGCAAAUCUGAUUUCACUAAUGAUGAAAUCAGCUGCAAGGUUCUCGUCGACGACAUGGAGAUCACUAUGCUGGACUUCUAUAAAAAUCUCCAAAGUCACGGAUUUGGAUCUAGAUUUAGAUCCAGAUCCAGAUUUAGAUUUUUUGAGAAGUCGUCCUUCGUCUGUCGUUCAUCGCUUCAACAACAAUGACAAAAUCACCAUACGAAGGUUCUUGAGAUCGAACAGAAGGUUCUUUUUCCGUCUCACCACCGCAACAUCGCAGCUUCGAGAAAGUCUAUUAGCAGCGUCGCAAUCCAAUGCCACCAAGUUUUCAGCAACAAUUUGGACAUUGGAAAUGCCACGUAAGCGAGCUGUUGGUUCGAUUGACGACGAAAUUGUGAGGAGCAACCGCGUUGGCAUGGUAGCAGAGAUUUCAUGAAUCUGAUAACAAUGGCAUGGAGCCUAGAAAUGUUGCCAAAAUCUCACUAGCCUCGAACUUGCAGAGAGCAAAAGGUUUAAAAUAAAUUUCUAUUGAAAUGAAAUAUGAAAUAUGUAUGUCCAGAAUUGAAAUUUCUAGGUCAAAUUAUGUGAAGGAAAGAUUUUGGAAUUACGAUGAAGCUGCAGUUGCCAUUGAUGUUGGUAAUUUCGACCUGUACGUGGGAUUUAAAAAAAUGGGAGAUUCAAAACAAAUAAGUAAAGACAUUUAGCAGCACUCUUCACAAAUAAUAAACCUUUCAUCAAUAAAAAGUGAACUUAUUGUCUAAUAAGUCCUAUGAGAAAAAAUUUGUCAUAAGAAAAUGUCAUUAAUUGUAAGUUUUAGUGACA